This is a messenger RNA of Entelurus aequoreus (snake pipefish), 1820 nucleotides long. It is a transcript of the gene lrrc71, whose product is annotated as leucine rich repeat containing 71. The transcript is spliced from 16 exons. The coding region runs from base 246 to 1727 and encodes 493 amino acids. Gene Ontology annotation, molecular function: protein binding. Lineage: Eukaryota; Metazoa; Chordata; Actinopteri; Syngnathiformes; Syngnathidae. The record is from RefSeq and is a predicted model, not a curated record.
CUCGCGAUAUUAUCAUUGUAUAAGGAAGUAACUUGAACAAUUUUCGUCAGGUUUGUAAGUAUAUUACUUACUUUGCGCGCCGCGAUACCGAAACAAGAAUAAACGAACAUGUCACAUUUAAAGAUAUCAGUCAUUUCCAGUUCCACUGGCAGGAUUUAACUGUAAAGUCCGUCGUUGCUUCGAUUCAAUGUUGCCAUAGUUACGCAGUUAGCGCUUUCACGAGGGACGCGGGAAGGGCGUCAAACAUGGCGAGGAAGAAACAAACCAAGGACAAGGCAGAGAAGACUACCUCUGAAGUUGAAGAGGCGGCCCCGGUACAAACAGCAGCAACUACGAAUGAAACAUCUGCUACUCGAACGUUUGAUGGUUAUGAGUGUUCUGGCAAUGUGACGACCGAUUUUCCUGCACUCUGUGCUCUUUUGGAAAUGAAAACUAUUCCAACAUUAAAGACCAAAUCUGCCUCCUCCAACUCCGAAUUCAAAGAAGGUGGCAGACUGUCCCACAAAAAGGCUGCACGUGAUGUGUUAAAGCCAAGUCUGCAAGUGGAGCUUGAGAAUGGAGACCCUUACAGCACUAAGACCAUGAAGGUUUUUGGAUGGAAAGCAGAAGAGCCGAUCAUCAGAGUGUUGAGCAAGAUGAUUUCCUCCAUGCAAACACUGCACAGCCUUUUUUUCUGGCAGGCAGGAUUGACUGAUCCAAUGAUUGUCACACUGUCAGAUGCAUCAUGUUUAUGCAUGAGCCUCAGGAUUAUAACUUUAGAAGGCAACCCCCUGUUACAUCAAAGCCACCACCUUCUUUUGUCUGAAGGAAGUCUCCUCACUCACCUAAACCUGCGCAACAACCAAAUUAGAGAUGAGGGCGCAAAUCUUCUUGGGGCUGCACUCUCAACGAGCAGAUAUGCAAACUGGAGCCUCAUUUCACUCAACUUAUCAUUCAACCAUAUCGGGGAUGCAGGUGCUGCGUAUAUUGCAAAGGGCCUGCGUUUCAAUCGUUCUUUGCUGUUCCUCUCACUUUCCAACAAUCAGAUUGGUGACUCAGGAGCUACUGAACUUGCCAUGGUUCUUGGCGAGGUUGUGCUUACUCACGAAGAAAUUGUUGAAAGGCGGAAACUACUCAUGGAGAAAAUGCAUUGUUCCUCUGCUGCAGUCGAUGUUGUCCAAUCAUCUGUUGCCAAUCUGUCUACUGACCAGCUCCCUUCCGUAGCCAGCGCCACUUCACUUAACGCCAACAAAGGGGAGAGCAAAAUCGCUGCUAAAAAGCGGGAAUCUUCAAAACCCGAUGGGAAACGUGCUCCAGCCAAAGACCAAAGGUGUCCUAAAAAAGCAGAAGGUCAAGACAUUGAGGAAAAAACACAAGUGAAUGAACAAGAGCACAAAAGACCAGUGGAGAUGGCGAGCCUGCUAGUGACUGAGUCGCCAGAGCAGAGGAAUGGAGAUCUCAUUCUGCCGGGAAACACGAGCCUCGCCUCCCUCAACCUGGCAGGCAAUAGGAUAACAGAGCAGUCACUACCACAGUUCCUGUCAUCCCUGCAGAUGCAAGAUUCAGGUAAAGGUCUGCUGCGUCUCUGUCUUCAGAGAAACCACUUUUCUACUGAGUGUGAGUCCUAUGUAAAGCUACAGGAACUGAUGGCACUCAGAGACCCUCUGAAUAAAAAAAUUGAAGAGGAAGAAGAAGAGGAGGCUGAGGGCUCACACUGUUCAGAUAGUGAAACUAAAGGAGAGAAAUAGAAUAUAUAUUUUUACUUGUACUGUUUAUAUUUUCUCAAAAGAUUUGCAACUGAUGCACAUGUUUUUAUCCAAUAAAACCACCUUCUUUGUUGA